Odocoileus virginianus texanus is the source of this 7647-nucleotide messenger RNA. It is a transcript of the gene DCLK1, whose product is annotated as doublecortin like kinase 1. The record is from RefSeq and is a predicted model, not a curated record. Gene Ontology annotation, molecular function: protein kinase activity; ATP binding. Gene Ontology annotation, biological process: neuron projection morphogenesis; protein phosphorylation. NCBI's taxonomy places the organism in Eukaryota, Metazoa, Chordata, Mammalia, Artiodactyla, Cervidae.
CUCCACAAGCAGCUUGGUCCCCUGUGAUGAGAGUGCACGAUGGCAAGUUAAUGGGAAAGAUAUGAUUUCAGAUUUCAAAUAAGGAAUGUCAGAAAACUGAAUAUGUUUUCCUUGAGUCAAAGAAAUAAUUCCAACUUGCUUUAAUAAUUUUAUUAGGUGAUGUGCCUUCAGGACUUUUUUGGUGACGAUGACAUUUUUAUUGCAUGUGGACCGGAGAAGUUCCGUUACCAGGAUGAUUUCUUGCUAGAUGAAAGUGAAUGUCGCGUGGUGAAGUCCACUUCCUACACCAAAAUAGCUUCGUCGUCCCGCAGGAGCACCACCAAGAGCCCAGGGCCUUCCCGGCGCAGCAAAUCCCCGGCCUCCACCAGCUCAGUUAAUGGAACCCCGGGUAGUCAGCUCUCUACUCCGCGCUCGGGCAAGUCUCCUAGCCCAUCACCCACCAGCCCCGGAAGCCUGCGGAAGCAGAGGAGCUCUCAGCAUGGCGGCUCCUCCACUUCCCUCGCAUCCACCAAAGUCUGCAGCUCAAUGGACGAGAACGACGGACCCGGAGAAGGUGAAGUGUCGGAGGAAGGCUUCCAGAUUCCGGCCACAAUAACAGAACGAUAUAAAGUCGGAAGGACAAUAGGAGAUGGAAAUUUUGCUGUUGUCAAGGAAUGUGUAGAAAGGUCGACUGCUAGAGAGUAUGCUCUGAAAAUUAUCAAGAAAAGCAAGUGUCGAGGCAAAGAGCACAUGAUCCAGAACGAGGUGUCUAUCUUGAGAAGAGUGAAGCACCCCAAUAUUGUUCUUCUGAUCGAAGAGAUGGACGUGCCAACGGAGCUGUAUCUUGUCAUGGAAUUAGUAAAGGGAGGAGACCUCUUCGAUGCCAUCACCUCCACUAACAAAUACACUGAGCGAGAUGCCAGUGGGAUGCUGUACAACCUGGCCAGCGCCAUCAAAUACCUGCACAGCCUCAACAUCGUCCACCGUGACAUCAAACCAGAGAAUCUGCUGGUGUAUGAACACCAAGAUGGCAGCAAAUCUCUGAAGCUGGGUGACUUUGGACUGGCUACCAUUGUAGAUGGCCCCCUGUACACCGUGUGCGGUACCCCAACAUACGUAGCUCCCGAAAUCAUUGCAGAGACUGGAUAUGGCCUCAAAGUGGACAUCUGGGCGGCUGGUGUCAUUACUUACAUCCUGCUGUGUGGUUUCCCUCCAUUCCGUGGAAGCGGUGACGACCAGGAGGUACUUUUUGAUCAGAUUUUGAUGGGGCAAGUGGACUUCCCUUCUCCAUACUGGGAUAACGUUUCCGAUUCUGCAAAGGAGCUCAUCACUAUGAUGCUGUUGGUGGAUGUCGAUCAGCGGUUUUCGGCCGUGCAGGUCCUUGAACAUCCCUGGGUUAAUGAUGACGGCCUCCCAGAAAAUGAACAUCAGCUGUCAGUAGCGGGAAAGAUAAAGAAGCAUUUCAACACAGGUCCCAAACCGAAUAGCACAGCAGCUGGAGUUUCUGUCAUAGCAACCACCGCUCUUGAUAAGGAGAGGCAGGUUUUCCGACGAAGACGCAACCCGGAUGUGAGGAGCCGGUACAAGGCCCAGCCAGCUCCACCGGAACUCAACUCGGAGUCGGAAGACUACUCGCCGAGCUCCUCCGAGACUGUUCGCUCCCCAAACUCGCCCUUUUAAUAAGACCCUUUUACUCGAAGUCCUAGCUUAACCCUUUGAUACUCUGAGGUUUGUUACCCCCCCCCCAAAUUAUGUCAGACAGUUUCCUCUGAUCUACCUAGCACUCAGUGCUUGAAUGGCCGAGCAGAACAGUGUGUUUUUCUGGUACCCUUGUAGCGAUUUCCCUUUUGCUGAAUGAGACUGUGACAUGUUAUUGGUGAAGAUGACAACUUGCUGCUAAUUGGGUCCUCAAAGGGUUAAGGCUAUUUUGCGACUUUUAAAAUGUAGAAGCAAUGAAUGUUUUCAUCAGUGGAGCUAGGCUCUGCAGUAUGUAACAUAGCACGUGUUAACCCUCUGAGUGCAUGGGAUUUUAUGGAGAAUGCUUGAGGGAAUCUUUCAGGCCUCUGGAUUUAUAUGCACAUGUUUCUUGAUUUUGCUGCAGAUUAAGGGGUUAUUAGAUGCUGAGAUGUCCAGACAGGAAGAGCGUCUAGCAUGCUGUCUUGCUUGUCCUUUUUUUGUGGGUUUAGAACAUGGCAGGUUUAUAACUUAAGCAUCAGCAUCCCUUUCCUCUUCACAAUCCUAUUAAGAAAGGGACUUUUUUAAAAGAAAGAGGUCUCACUGCCAGCUGCCCUGAGUCCUACAUCCCACAUGGAGGGACCUGGAUCUAUGGCCAACAGCCUGACCCAGGAUAUAGAUGGUGGCCCCCCUCCCGCAAAUCACCUCCAUUUGAAGACGUGCUGAUGACGCCCCAGAAAUGCUGCUUCCACUUCAGCUGCUACUACUGCCAGUGCGGACCCUCAGGAAGUCACCAGAGCUUGCCCUGUACUUGGUGAUUCAGGGUCUGCCUGCUCAGUAUGAAACAUCUACAGGAAAAAAUAAACAAACUGGUGGAAAAGAGCAAUAAAUUGCCAGGUGCUCUACAGGGCUGGAAUGUCAAACAGGAAGAGGCAACAAGACCCGGUUCUUUGUCUCAUCUGCUUUUUUCACACAGUUCAGUCUAAAGUGUGAGAUCCACACAGUGUAUGAAGUCCAUACACAGAAUAUGAAGUCCAUACACAGAAUAUGAAGCCCAUACACAGGAGGAGCGCCCAGGACUGGGCGCCCAGAGCCGAGUGCUUUGCAAGAUGGCCAAGGAGAAAGCAGAGUGGACCAGCAGUCCAUAGUCUCAAAACACUUUUUAAUGAAAUAAACCAUCGGUGAGAUGAUUCCAUGUGCACCUUUAGGAUACUUACAUAUAGUCUCAGGGAGAACAGGAUGGGAGACAUAGAGGGUAUCCCUGAGGAUAAAACUUCCGCUCCCUAGGAUGACCUUUAUAUAGCACUGUCUUUAGCUGUCCAGAGAGAGAUGCUAUUUUCUUUCUUUGGCCCAAGUCCUGUCCAACAGCUGUAUUUUACUCCUGUUUCCAAAUCUUUCUCCCUAGCCCUGUGUCUCCCCUGGAGUGUGUUACGCUUGGAAUGGGGGCCUGCAGCAGCCUGCGGUCACUGCUUAGGUGCAGGGAAGAGGCUGGCUGGGGUGUUUGGCAAGGUGGGGUUUGUCCCAACUCCGAUGUCCUCCUAAGGUUUGCUUCGCUCCCUGGCCCGGAAGACAACCAUGAUGGCUCAUGAAAUUUGCAUCUAGAUGGCUGGACAGCGCUCAUGGUCUCUGCUCUGAGGUAUACUUCGACACCUGAAAGUCUUGAAAGGUGUGUGCAGCUCUUCCACAGUCAAUUCUUGACUUUCAGACACAGGUCGGUCUUCAGUGACCACCUUUUACUCUUCAACUGAUAAACAUAUGGUCUCUAUUACUAUCAAUGUAAAAAUCACAGCAUGCCGUGACUGCAUCAUGGUCCCCCCCCAACUCCCGCCACUCCCCGAGUUUUUGACUCUUUCACGUUUAGGGUUAUCUCUUCUGUGUUGUCUUGCCAUGUAAAUAUUAGGUCAUUUACUGAGAGCACCCCCACCUUUUUUUUGAGAGUCCUGAAACCUAACAUACAACAUCACAAGGUAGCACAAUCAGGUGGGUUUUCUGGUGAAGAUGGGGAGGGCAGGACACCAGGAAGGUAUGGUGUUUAGGUAGAUUCCAUACAGUAAAGUAUCCAAAACUGGUCAGAAAUUACUGCUUUCUCUAGAACUCAAAAGCAAAGCACUAUUCACAGUAAGACGAAGGAGCAGGUUCCUGGAUUGGCCUCAAUUAUAAAUGUGUGAAUAUGAAGAAAUCCUGUGUGUGGAGACCUCCCUGCAGUAAGAUUGUGGUUUUCCUUGGGCCCCCCUGGUAGCCCAGUUGGUAAAGAAUCCGCCUGCAAUGCAGGAGACCCUGGUUCUAUUUCUGGGUCGGGAAGAUCCCCUGGAGAAGGGAUAGGCUACCCACUCCAGUAUUCUUGGGCUUCCAUUGUGGCUCAGCUGGGAAAGAAUCCGCCUGCAAUGCGGGAGACCUGGGUUUGAUCCCUGGGUUGGGAAGAUCCGCUGGAGAAGGGAAAGGCUACCCACUCCAGUAUUCUGGCCUGGAGAAUUCCAUGAACUGUAUAGUCCAUGGGGUCACAAAGAGUUGGACACAACUGAGCAACUUUCACUUCACUUUCUUUCUCUGAAUUACUGCUUUUCCCGUGGGCAUUGUGUCUAUGAUGCCAGCAUCUUGCAUACAUACCUUACAGCGCAUGGCUCAGGCCUUUUUCACCCAAGUCUUGAAGGACUGUGGACCAUGUAAAGCUGUGGCGUGUUUCCCGUAACACUGCAGAGGGGCCACUCGGAAGAAUGCAGGGCCAUUCCGCAUGGGGAUCCCAGCACACCACUGCAGAAUUUGAGUGAUCUAUGCUGAAUAAAUAGUGGAAUGUGACCUGUCAAGUAGAAAUAUUGAGUAAUCAGAUGGAAUGCAAUCUUUUCAGCACUAAGCUAUCGAGAUCCUGAAUGUCAGAGAUGUACUCAGAGGGUUAACAGACAAGCACAAGGCAUGCUGAUUACGUGGGUGUACCCAGACUGCUUUUGCUUUUUAGCCAGUGCUAAUUUUUUUCACAACAUUCUUGGGAUAGUUCAAGUUUGAAAUAAUUAAGUGGUGGUGUUAAGGAAUUUCUAUAACCAAAUUGAUCUUAUUUUUUAUUUCACUUUAUUAGAGAAUAAAUAUGUACCAUUAUGACAGUGUAUCUCUGUACUUAUCAAUUUAAUCAUUGCCACAAGUGUCCCCAUAUUUUUCUUUUCUACGUAUAUAAUAUAGCUUUUAUGGUGGUGGCCUGGUGAUGGGGACUGUCUUUCCUCUAUUGAUACAUGACCAACCAUAUGGUAUUUUCAAGGGGAAUUUUAAGAUUCAUUUUGUUUCCGUUUUGGUAGUAGACUAGUUAAGGAAAAACUCUUUCAUUACUUGCAUCAUGUAAACCAUCUCUGUAGAUGAGAACCGUUCAUAUUGAUGACACAUUUUUUUUUCUCAGCACUGUAGCAGAAACCAUUUAUUCUCAUAAUCAAUGCAUAUGUAAUUUGCUCCAUAUCAUUAGAAGGAAAAGUAAGAUUUUGGACAUUGAAAAUGUUUUUUCUGUAGCCCUCAUCUGAUUUUACACGUGGUGCAUACUAAAAUAAGCCAAGAAAAAAAAUGCAAAUAAACUACUGAAAAUGCUUGGUGUUCUGUAUUCAGUGAGACCUUCCUACAACCUGCUCAGCACCCCCAUGGGUGGUGUUUAACAGGCCCGUCAGAUACUGUUGAAAGAAAGCAAUAUAUCCAUAAAUGAAGGCUAAAAUUGCAAUCCUUUACCCUUUGAGGCGUAUUUCAGUUGGAAAAAAGAAAAGAAAAAUUGGCUUAGCUGAGAGGGUCACGGGGCUGCCGUGUGGCCAAGGCUUACGCACAUUAAAUCAUGGUUGUCUGCUGGCCAGUGGCGCCAUGACACAGCCCCAUCCCUGUGCUGAAGGGCAAUCGUGCUUGAGGGAGAGCUUUCUUCAUAUUAUUGUGUUGCCCGAUAGCCCUUCUCUGGGUCAGGAUCUGUCAGCAUUUCCAUGAUAAACUUCUGAUUUCAAAGGUUUUUAAUUUGAUCAUAAAAAGGUGCCCCAGGCUGAAGUUUGCUAUAGAGCGCCUGUUCCGAAGAAUGAAGGUUCACUGCCUUCUUUUCUCUGCCCAAUUCUGCCGAGAAAAGAAUAACCAAAAAGAAAAAAAGAAAAUCUGGUAUGUCUCCCCUCUUUACUUGUAAUUUCAGAAUUGUGGAAAGCACCAAGAUCCAAGAUGGUAGUUUAAUUUAAUUAUUCAUUUGGGUGUGGGUUAAAAAAAAUUAAUGAGUCACCUGGCAUAUAUUGUAGAUAACAUAUCUUUUCUAUAAUUUGUAAAUCAUUAAUUUUUUUAACUGCUACAUGAUUUGGGAGGGGUGGGAGUGGGAAUCCAAUCAAAGAUUUUUUUUAAAACUUGAAGUUGGUCAGUUCAAGGGUUAGCCUUUCCUGUGUGUUGUCUGCCAUUUCCAUUAGGAGUUUGGGGAAAAAAUACUCUCAGACAGACCCUUAUUUUGCAUGCAGUGAUAGAGGGUCAGAUAUGUGCUUCUUUGGGAGAUACGGAUUUCUUUAUUUAAUCAAGUUUCAUGAAGCCAUUCUAGUCUGUUGGGGAAAAUAGUGAUUAAAAGCACUUCCAAAACUAACAUUUUUGUCAAUUUAGAUAUGAUAAGGAGUGCAUCAAUGAACACACUUCACACAUUUUUUGGUUUAAAGACAAAAAAAAAACACGAAACUUGAGAACACAUUUGAUCACUGCAAAUGUGCUUUAAAAAUUGGCUCAAUGGUGCUUAUACAUGAAACAGUAACAAAUGGGGUCCCUAGGACUGUCAGAAGGAAUCUUUCAUUUGUAUGUAAUUACAUACUUGAGGAGGAGGUGCUUUUAAGGCAGUCUUUCAUUUUUUAAUCAUCUCAAAUAUGCAACCAUCCAUCCAGUAACAUUAAGGGUCAUAAACUGGUGGGAAACAGGAAAUUCAGUGUAGAAGCUUAGGAUGCCUCUGGGUGAGGUGGUCUUUAUUUCCCUCUUUGGUUUUUUUGUGUGUGUUGCUGUUGUCGUCAUUCAUGGGCUUCAAUGCUGAAGCUGGGCGAUCAUUUUUCAGUGAGUGAGCUUCUAACUGGCAGGUGUUUUGAUCACGGGGUUUGCAGUCUCUUGCCCUUGGAGACGAGUGAGGGCUCUAGUUUCAUUCUUUUUCAUAAAGAAAGUGCAAUCUCUGUAAUUAAACCCCACCUGUAAAUUUCCUCGACAUUCUUUUUUGGUCCACUGACAUGAGACCCUUAAUGUUGCUUCAGUGUAAAAUUGUAUAUUUUUGUCUGUGAUAUACUUUAUUAACUUAAAGUAAAUAAUAGUUCUAAAAGCCUUCACUGUUGGUAUUAAGAGAAAGUAGGGUUUUAAAAGUGAUGAUAAAGAUGCUAUAAUGUCAAUUCAUUCCAGUCCAAUUGAAUGUGGUAAGAAAAAGACCUUGAAUAGUUCUCUAGGGACAAUUUCUCACUGGCCAUUGACAUUAAUCUUUGAUGUAUUCUUAGAAAAAAAUAAAAAGAAAUUGAAACUGGUCCAAGGUUAGAGUCAUAUCCUCGAUAACUAUUUUUUUUAAUUUUAUUAGGAAAUUAAUAAUAGUCUUUUUCAUUCUGGGUGAAAGAAAAUUGUUAAAGGACUAGUUGAGUGUGAAAUUAAAUAAUAUUUUGCUCAUGCAUACUGAAAAGGUGGGCUUGAAACUUGAUGCAUUUAAACAAGUUUCUGAAAGGUUUUAAUUCGGUGCAAGAAAAAAAAUUCAAUGUUUCCUUUGAAAAUACUGAAUUUAUCAAUUGCUGCAUGGAUCAGAUGGCACAGGUUAACCUUUGAUUUUUCAGAAUCUUAAUGAAGUAACUAUCAAACGAUUUGUAUCCAUGAUUAAAGCUGGAAUGAGAUCUGAUUUUUUUUCCUAAUCUCUCAGUUUAAGCUAAUAAAUGUAGGUUAAUGUGGAUGAAAUCAUCUGUGAUAUAUUAUGUUCAUUUAUCAACUGAGCUUUUUUGAUGUUGCCUGUUUUUAUGUAAAACAUGUUCUUAAAGGUUAAUAAAAGAAUAGUACUUGGUGUAUGAA